CCGGUAUUAUCAUAACUGUUAGAACCUUGAUGAAUUGUUGGGUCCCUAAUCCAUAGCACCUGUGGUACCCGAAACUAUCCCAAAAAUCUCCAAAGAUAACGAACCAGAGAGAAAUUUUCAGAUGAACUUCAUCUUGCUAUCUCUUCUCCUCACAGUUUGCUUGGUAAUAUAGCGAGCCUUUGGAAAUUUAUCUACAAUACCCUGUAAGGAAACUCACCACUUAUCACCUGGAUUUCUGUUGCAGGAAAGGCUAUUGUCCUUAAAUUACAUUAGUUAUUUACCGUACUUUGUUGAAGCGCUCCUACUUCUCGAACAACCAAAGUUCCCACUCUUUCUUGCUAUUCUUGAAGCUCUUAAUCCCCUUCGCUUCCACCAGACACAAGCGAGACCAAUCAAAGCUCGCCCGAAAGGCUGCAGUGUCCUGCACAACCCUGAAAGGCUUAUCGCUUCCCCUCGAGCCCAGCUGAAACCUUUCUCCACUAACACCCCAUGCGGUGGAACUCAUGAAAAAGUCAAAGUUCCGAGCAUCCCAGCUUUCUGGCGCAGGCCUGCUGUCCGACAAAACGAAACAGGUACGAUCGCCCGGAAUUUCCGAACGGAUAUUUUGAGAUCUGGGUUAUUUCCCAUUAUUAAUUUGAGAGGAUGCUUGUGAGAAGGAGACUUUGAUGGGAGAUCCCAUGUAGGAAAGGUAAGGGUCUCACUGAGGCUGCAGUCUAGUGCCGAAGCAGAGGGAUUGGUGGAUCCACCAGAUCCCCACCCGUGCGUCAGUCUAGAAUUAUCUCUAGGUUGAUCCUGAUAUCGAUCCCCUUUUCGACGACCAUUAACCUUUACGGCCGUUUCCUCCUUCACAACAUAUCUCAGGAUAGACGAAGACAAUCGCAAUUGGACAAUAUCACAUACACAAUACGCAUACACAAUAUUGGGUGACUUCUGCGAAUAUCAAAUUGGAGGGUCCACCUGGACAUGACCAGCUAGAUGCUGAGCUGAACAUUUCUGGAUCAUCACAUUUCUGGGGCGAAUCAGCCGCAAGACAGCAUGGCACAACUCACAUCGCUGGAGGAACGGCGGCGGCGAUCUCGAAAUAUCAUACUAGGAGCCUUCCUUCUCCUCGUCGUUAUCUGGAUAGUAAAACUGGCUUUUCCUCAACACACGAUCAUCAGCGUCUACCAGAGCCACCGACCUAUAAUUCCAGCCACAGAAGAUACAGAGAAAGAAGCAAAAUCGCCUACAAAAGGAACAGACUGGAAAUCGCGCCCUGCGCCAGCGACUUCGAGUCUGCCAGAACCUACCUUCAACGGCAAUGUCUCUACUAAAGCAGCCGUAAUAGUCGAGACCCGAUUCCGCACCAACCUCAUACCUCUCAUCCUCCACUUCAGCAGCGUCCUCGGCCCCUCAUGGCCAAUCCUCAUAUACACGUCCCCGGAAUCAGUCGGCAUGUUUGCGACAUCUGCCGCGCUUGCGCGAUACAUCAAGACCGGCACGAUCCAAGUGCGCCUGCUCCCUCAGACGGUCCUCUUCACGAAUUCCGACUCGCUGAAUAAAUUCAUGACUGAUACGUGGUUUUGGGAGGAUCUGGAUCCGGUGGAGUAUGUGUUGAUUUUCCAGAGCGAUAGUAUGCUUUGCGCGAAUGCGGCGAGGAGCGUGGAUGAUUUCUUCGAGUACGAUAUGGUGGGGGCGCCGAUUGCGAAGGAAGGGGGGACGCCGUAUAAUGGUGGGUUGAGUUUGAGGAAGAGGAGUACGGUAUUGAGGGUGCUGGAGGAUUAUGAUUGGGAAACGACGCAGAAGGAGGGGGAUUGGUUUGAAGAUAUGUGGUACUUUAAUAGGAUGACGGAGUUACAGGCUGAGGAAGCCAAUGAAGGUAUUAAGCCUAAAGACAAGGGUGCAAUCAACCUGCCGACGAUGGAGGUCGCGAGAACAUUCAGUGUUGAAACAAUUGAUUAUCCGCAUCCAUUAGGUAUACAUCAGGUACAUAGAUGGGUAGAUGAUCAGAUGGCUAGUUUGGACGAAUGGUGUCCUGAAUAUAAGUUGUGCAGUGUAGAUCAGAUUGUGAAUGAUCCACUACCGCCUCCUCCAGAAUAGAGGUAUCGUUUGUUUUGUCAAUAUGCUGAAUAUAAUUGAGUCCAUGGUAGCCUGGAGUCCCGGAUGGAUACAGGAUACUAGAUCUGUGGAGUUUUCGGAGUUUUUGUAGAUAUUGAGUUGUAUGGACAUUAGUAUAGAAUUUGACGAUACCUCUUUUGAGCAAAAUCUCAUUUGAGACUUAUUUCUCAAGCGAAUUCAAAAGCUACUGGAGCUUUGGGUAGCAGUGCAGGAUGUCUCUUGGAUCGGUUUGGGGUAGAAUAGAAAGGAAAGCAUAGGCUCGAAGGCUCGACGACUCGAGGAGCCAUCUCAAGAGCCAUCUCUGUGCUAGGAAUUAGAUUGUUGACAUGAGAGAGCAUUGAUGAGAUACACAAGGAUUUAAAAGUUAGGAUUUAGCUGCUGUGGCCAUAUUCAUGCAGCGGCC
This is a messenger RNA of Cadophora gregata, 2500 nucleotides long. RefSeq lists its product as uncharacterized. The coding region runs from base 1036 to 2079 and encodes 347 amino acids. The record is from RefSeq and is a predicted model, not a curated record. The transcript is spliced from 4 exons. NCBI's taxonomy places the organism in Eukaryota, Fungi, Ascomycota, Leotiomycetes, Helotiales, Ploettnerulaceae.